This is a messenger RNA of Hemibagrus wyckioides, 4346 nucleotides long. RefSeq names its product phospholipase D1a (gene pld1a). Gene Ontology annotation, biological process: regulation of microvillus assembly; cell motility; phosphatidic acid biosynthetic process. The transcript has 29 exons. Bases 413 to 3445 code for a protein of 1010 amino acids. The record is from RefSeq and is a predicted model, not a curated record. NCBI's taxonomy places the organism in Eukaryota, Metazoa, Chordata, Actinopteri, Siluriformes, Bagridae. Gene Ontology annotation, molecular function: D-type glycerophospholipase activity; phosphatidylinositol binding.
CCCUGAAGCCCCGCCCCUAGCGGAGUCAUUCGGCCUGUAUGAGAUCACCGGUGUUCAGUCUGUCGCCAGUCUCUCCGAUUUACAGUGUGUGUGUGUUCAUGUAAAUACACGCGCGUUUGAUACAAGUGUGUGUGUGUGUGUGUUUGAUCUGGAUUUCGUAAACGGCAGAAUGCAGAAGAGUCGUGUGCACGCGCAGUUUUUUUUCAGGUGAAUUCCUCUUUUGAUUAAUCAUUCCGUCAAACAGUCUGAUAAAAAUCCAGCAGAUAUGAAAUGGUCACACUGCUGAACUGACCGGUGUGUAAAACGAUUCUGGACAGAGGAGAAAUGUUCAGGAGGACAAAGAAAGAGAAAGAAAUGGAACAGAAUGUUUAAAAUUAAACAGACACAUGCAGUGAGCUGAAAUCUGUGAGAAAUGAGUGACGUUGUGGAGAAUUUGGAUCCUCGGGAGCUCGACUUCGAUGAGGAGGAAGCUGAAGAGGUGGACUUCCGUCCAGGUGAAUGUCGUAUCCCAUUUUCUGCUGUGUACAAGACUGUGGGCUUUAAGGAAGCUGGAGCUCAAGUCUUUCUCACCACUGAACCCAUCACAGCCCGGGUUGUGGAAGUGGAGCGAUACACACGGGCCUUGGACCGAUUUAACCCAUCCAGCAACAGGAGUGUGUCCAAGGCCAUGCCAGCUGUGUUCCGUAUCGAGUUGAAACAUGGAAACUUCACCUGGAUUGUAAAGAGGAAGGAGAAACACUUUAUCGAGUUGCACAGAGAGUUACUGCGCUACAAAACCUUCAUCAGGAUUCCGCUACCCUCACGCAGUCACACCGUUCGCAGGAAGAGUGUUAAUAAGACUGAGGUGCGUCAGAUGCCCAUUUUACCCCGGGGAGGGAGAGAGGAAAUUACGCGGGACGAGCAGGUGUCCAGCAGACGAAGACAGUUGGAGGAUUACCUGAACAAACUGCUGCGUAUGAGCACGUACCGCAAAUACCACGCUACUAUGGAGUUUAUUGAUGUGAGUCAGAUGUCCUUCAUUCAUGACUUGGGCCCAAAAGGCUUGGAGGGGAUGGUCUACAAAAGGUCAGGAGGUCACCGCAUUCCUGGCAUGAACUGUUGCGGUCACAGCCAGAUCUGUUAUCGCUGGUCCAAGAGAUGGCUGGUGAUGAAGGACUCCUUCCUCAUGUACCUGAAACCCGACACCGGCGCCGUUUCCUUCGUCCUUCUGGUGGACAAAGAGUUCAGAGUAAAGAUGGACUUUAAACACACUGAGACCAAACACGGCGUGAGGAUCGACAACCUGUCCAGGUCUCUGGUGUUAAAGUGUAGCAGUUAUCGACACGCCCGAUGGUGGGGUCAGUCCAUCGAGGAGUUUGUACGGAAACACGGCCGGGCGUUUCUCAGGACGCAUCGCUUUUUCUCUUUCGCUAGAGAACAGGAAAACACCCCUGCCAAGUGGUACGUAAACGGUAAGACUUACAUGGAGGAUGUAGCAGAUGCCCUGGAAGAAGCAAAAGAGGAGAUCUUUAUCACAGACUGGUGGCUAAGUCCAGAGAUCUUCCUGAAGAGGCCGGUGGUGGAAGGGAACCGCUGGAGGCUCGACUGCAUCCUCAAGCGAAAGGCGCAACAAGGUGUGCGUAUCUUUGUGAUGUUGUAUAAGGAAGUCGAACUCGCUCUCGGCAUCAACAGUGAAUACAGCAAGAGAACGCUGAUGCACCUUCACUCCAACAUCAAGGUCAUGAGACACCCUGACCACGUCUCCUCUUCAGUGUAUCUUUGGGCUCAUCAUGAGAAGCUGGUAGUGAUUGACCAAUCAGUGGCCUUCGUCGGGGGAAUUGAUUUAGCGUACGGUCGCUGGGAUGACUCUGAACACCGACUCACUGAUGUCGGGAGUGUGACUCGCUCCACAGCUCAGGAUCAGGUGGAUGCUUUGGAACUUUCAGCCUCUAAAGGAAUUUCCUCCAUUAACGGCUCCAGAUCUCUGGAUUUAGCCGAACUUCCCAAACUGAAGGGUGUCGGCCGGACUAGGAAAUCCCGCUUCAGCCUGUACAGACACCUACACAAACACACACACAACAACGGCCUGAGCAGUAUGGACAGCGAAGAGAGAGGCUCUAUGCGCAGUCUGCAGACAGGUGUAGGUGAGCUGAUGGGAAACACUCGCUUCUGGCACGGGAAAGAUUACUGCAACUUCGUCUAUAAAGACUGGGUUCAGCUGGAGAAACCCUUCGACGAUUUCAUUGACCGCUACACGACUCCCCGGAUGCCCUGGCACGACAUCUCCUCGGUGGUUCACGGGAAAGCGGCAAGAGACGUCGCUCGCCAUUUUAUACAGCGCUGGAACUUCACCAAGAUCAUGAAGCCGAAGUACCGGUCAUUGUCAUACCCAUUUUUACUGCCCAAAUCUCACAGCACGGCUAAUGACCUGUCCUAUCAGGUGCCGGACUGUGUGAACACCAGAGUUCAGGUGUUGAGGUCAGCAGCUGAUUGGUCAGCAGGUAUAAAAUACCAUGAGGAGUCCAUACACAAUGCCUACAUCCAGGUCAUCGCAAAGAGCAGACACUUCAUCUACAUCGAGAAUCAGUUCUUCAUCAGCUGUUCUGAUAACAAACAAGUUUACAACAAGAUCGGAGACGCCAUCAUCGAGAGGAUCAUCAGAGCUCACAAAGAGAAUAAGAAGUUCCGUGUGUAUGUGGUCACUCCUCUGCUGCCAGGGUUUGAGGGUGAUAUCUCCACUGGAGGGGGCAGUGCACUACAGGCUGUCAUGCACUUUAACUACAGGACUAUGAACAGAGGAGAAUACUCCAUCAUCUCUCAGCUCAAGAAGGAGAUGGAUGACCAGUGGAUGAACUACAUCUCCUUCGGGGGGUUGAGAACACACGCGGAGCUGGAGGGGCGACUGGUCACUGAGCUGAUUUACGUCCACAGUAAGAUGCUGAUUGCAGAUGACACCACUGUCAUCAUCGGUUCAGCGAACAUUAAUGACCGCAGCAUGCUGGGGAAGAGGGACAGCGAGGUGGCCGUGAUCGUGGAGGACACGGAGAUGGUAGCUUCUGUGAUGGACGGACAGGACUACCAGGCGGGAAAAUUCGCCCUGAGGCUGCGGCUCGAGUGUUUCAAGACGAUUCUCGGUGCCUUCACUGACCCCUCCAUCGAUGUGAGUGAUCCGGUCAGUGAUCGCUUUUAUAAAGAGGUCUGGAUCACCACAGCCAGCAGAAACGCCAGCAUCUACGAGAAGGUGUUUCGUUGUCUUCCCUCCAGUUUGGUGAGGAAUCUCCAGGAGCUCCUGAGCUUCCAGACUAAACCCGGGUUGGAUAAAGAAGAUCCAGUUAAAGCUCAGGAGAUGCUGAAGAAGAUCCGAGGUUUCCUGGUUCAGUUUCCUCUCGAGUUCCUGAGCGAGCAAAAUCUCAUGCCGUCUGUCGGCACAAAAGAAGCCAUGGUGCCUACUGAGAUCUGGACCUGAUGCUGACACACACACACACACACACACACACACACACACAGGAAAGAAGAUUUAAAGUAAAGUGACUCAUGAAGACUCUUCAGCUUUUUCCUGUCUCUCCUCCGUCUAUCUGUUCAUCUGAAAGCUGUUAGUCAUUCACCGGACCAUCUGAAAGUCCGAGUGCGGGACUGAUAACGCUCUUUAAUUCCUGAGAGGGGGUCGUUCGGCUCAGGUUCUGUGGCGUUCAUCACACAUUAGCACUGUUAGCCAUCGUGCUAGUCAAUCGCCCAGGACCUGGAUUGAGCAUGAACUCCAUCGGUUCUAAUGUCCAGUAACACAGCUAGCUAGCUAACUAGCAAGCUAGUCCUGUAAGUUGUAAGCUGUGAGCUGGUGCUAACUUCACAUCUUCAGUUUAAUCUCAGAAGAACGGAAUGUAAACAACUCCUCCCUCAAAAAAACGCUUUAUUUCCUCUUUAUCAGAGUUGUGUUUGUGUAAACCGAGCCGGGAGAAAAAAGACCAGUUUAAUAUCAGGUUAGAAUAAAUCCUGUGCUUUGACAUUUUUAUACCUGAAUGUUGUUGAGGGGCAAAAAAGCUGAAUAUUGAUUUUAUUAUUUUUUUUUGUCUUUCUUCUAUAAACUCUGUUUGUUUUCGUUUAUCUGUUUUACUCUGUAAAUGAUUCUCUAUUCAUUUUCUGUACAUCUGUAGCAUUUUUUGCACAUUUUUUAUUUAUUUCUGUUUGUAUGUAGAAAUGAACAAAACUCCAUUAAACAUUAUUCUAUAAGAACCUGCUGUGUUAAUAUUCAUAAGGCAGGUCUCUGGGCAGUCAUGUGGUCAGACGUUUUUAUGGAUUAACUGUAAAUAAACUGUACAUUCUUCCAACAUUCCCAACAGAUCAGCAGGACUUCAGUCAGCUGCUUCAUU